CGAACGCACAAUCAUCCCCAAGAGCAGACUUGAAACCAAUUCAAGAGAGACCUGGUCAACGGUGUUGUAAGAGUGUAUGAAGGAGAAACAUAUGGACAGUAGAAUCACCCAUCAAUAGGGCUAUAAAGACAUAAUUUUGUUAUUCAAAGGAUAGAAACAUAUGGACAGUGGAAUCACCCAUCAAUAGGGCUAUAAAGACAUAACUUUGUUAUUCAAAGGAUCCAAUUUGAGGUAAAGUUGUCAGAGAUGGGAAAUACAGGUGGAAAGAAAAGAGAAACUUGGUUGGCAGAGAAAGGACAUCAUGAAGCCGAGAUCUGCUAUGGAGGUGAAGCUGACUUACACAAGCACUAUACCGGCUGUAAGAAGAAUCCAGGUCAUGUCAACUUUAUACCUGUUAAUAAUUUUAACUUGGAUCAUCUCCCCUCACGUUACCGUGAGGUCAUCAUGUUGGAGCUAAUUAAAACUUUGUCUGCCCUAACGGUCCUGAUAAAGGUCAAGUACACCAGUCUAGAGAGACCAAAGUCUGUUCCAUGCUUCAGUGGUCAGUAUCCAUUUUAUAACACAAGAGGAAGUGACGUGUUGAGGACAGGGACGGGUAGGGUGCAUGAUGUGGUCAAGUACACAGAGAGUGACAACAAGGGCACUUGUCCAUGUGGCAAGUGUCAACACUCGGACACACCCAGCAAAGUGUGGGGGGAGGUUCGUGUGUUGACAGCCACACACGUGGUGUUUGAUGAGAGUGAGGCGAGACAGACCAGGUGUGUUGUAGGUUUUGAUGACAAUAAAAGUCCUGGGGUCAGUCUUUAUGGCUGGGGGGUGGGGAGGGCAGACAUUGAGGGAGACUGGUGUGAGUUUAAAUGUGUGACAUGUGACUUAGAGUUGGUUGAUGAACUGGACAAGAUGUGUCGGCACUUUGAUGAUCUACGUAGGAAAGUAAGGGGCAAAUACGGGAGAUUUGAUAAUGUGGACAAGUUGACCGUUAUAGUGUCACAUCCUCAUGGCUGUCAUAAACAGGUCUCUGUAGGACAAUGGACACACGAACAUGAGAGAUGGACAGGUUGGUUGAAGUACACGUACACAACAUGUACAUGUCCAGGCUCCAGUGGAGCGACUGUCUACAUACCGAUGUUAAACCUGACUCAACUGACACGUUUGGAUGAUGUUAAACCUGACACAGCUGACAAAAAGAAGAGCAAACAAAGUCAAACAGAAAGAAGAGCAAACAAAGUCAAACAGAAAGAUAAGCAAACAAAGUCAAACAGAAAGAUAAGCAAACAAAGUCAAACAGAAAGAAGAGCAAACAAAGUCAAACAGAAAGAUAAGCAAACAAAGUCAAACAGGAAGAUAAGCAAACAAAGUCAAACAGAAAGAAGAGCAAACAAAGUCAAACAGAAAGAUAAGCAAACAAAGUCAAACAGAAAGAUAAGCAAACAAAGUCAAACAGAAAGAUAA
This is a messenger RNA of Physella acuta, 1452 nucleotides long. RefSeq lists its product as uncharacterized. The record is from RefSeq and is a predicted model, not a curated record. Lineage: Eukaryota; Metazoa; Mollusca; Gastropoda; Physidae.